Pyricularia oryzae 70-15 is the source of this 2658-nucleotide messenger RNA. RefSeq lists its product as hypothetical. The transcript is spliced from 2 exons. The record is from RefSeq and is a predicted model, not a curated record. Lineage: Eukaryota; Fungi; Ascomycota; Sordariomycetes; Magnaporthales; Pyriculariaceae. Bases 388 to 2658 code for a protein of 756 amino acids.
AUUUGAACCAGCGAUAGAUUCAGGCGCCAUGCACAAUCAAGCAAAAGGACGAUUGAUUUGGAGCAGAAAUGCGGGAGUUGUACGUGGUUUAAGAUUGUAUUAUUAAUAUUAAUGGGGUGACGGAUUGGGGGUGGACGAGUCAGGGUUACGAGCAGGCCAACGCAACAGACGGCGAGGAUGAAGGACGGGUUAGGGUACAGCAGGCCAACCCAAAACGUUUCAAACGACGAGGGCGACGGACGCGUCAAGGUUACAUGCAGCGUAGCAGGGCCCAUUAAAAAAAUCGAAACGCAGGGUCGCGGUAACAAAAGGUGAAGACGAGUCCAACAGAAGACGAGUCCAGCAUUUGAUCAAUAUUAAUGCCAACCGAACCAACACAACGACAGAAUGGCAGACAUUCGACCGUACGUUUGGGUAAGCAAAUAUAAGGUGGUAAUUUGUACCCAAUGCCAGUUUGCCAACGCAGCAACCGAGGUCGAGCCGCAUUUACGCGGUACCAGCCAUAAGAUGCGGCCAGACCAAGCAAGAAAGAUUGCAGCAGCAGUCGGCCAGUUGCCGAAUAUUUACCAGGACCAUAACGCAUUGCGCGAGUUCGCGUUCCCCCCGCCGACGUGCCCAGAGAUUCCGUUGUUGCGGCCGGCACAACGGGACGGUUUUGGAUGCGCGGAAUGCGGGUGGGUUUGCCGGCAAGAGAAUAGUAUGCGCGACCAUUACAGAUCCAAACAUGCAUGGCAAAACCCGCGGACCAGAGGAGGGAAGCAAGUCGCGGCACAGUUGCCGUGGCGUACGGGCGUGCGAUUACAGCGGUUUUUUAAGAACCGGCAAGCAAGCAGUUGGUUCGAGGUCGAACGGCCGCGGGCCACGACGGAUGACCCGCCGGUACGAGCCGUGGCGACAAUCGACGACAUCAUCAGCAAGGCAGUCAAAUUGGGCCAGGAAAAGAUGUGUGCGAUGGAAAGGAUUUACCACGACAGGGUCGAGAUGGCCAACGAGAAGUUGGAGCCGAAUUUGUGGGUCCAGGAGGUGGGUUGGUCGCGGCAUUUGCGCGGGUUCAGCCGCAUGAAAAUAAUGGCGUUAAUCGACCCAAUUAAAGAAAAGGAGCGGACGUUGGAGGCCAUGUGGCAAAGUUUCCACCGGGCAGCACGGCAGGGGCAGAGGAUGAUUUUGCAGGGGGAGGUCGACGACAUCGUGUUGAAGACGAUUAACCGGAAGGAUGGCGACAAGCGGAGCGACAAGCGGUUCAGUGCCAAAAUGGAAGCCGAAACGUGGAAAAAAUACACCGAGGUGAUGCGGCAGGUGAUUUGUUAUAUGCACCGCAGCCAGGCGAUGGAGGACGAGGAGCGGCCGGCGUACCGGUUGACGUUGCAGCAGGGGGAAUGGUGGGACGCGUUCGAAAACGCGGCGGCAGAGUUGGCAGAGACGCGGAGGCCGACGAAAGAACAAGAGGAGCGGUUGGAUCGGUUGUGCGUCGACGCGGUCGUCGGGUUAAUGGACCAGAUAUUAUUGCGGACGGGUUACGAGAACGCAGUGAUUAGCGGGUUGGCGGUCAUGGGGUUGUUACCGAUGGCAGGAUGGGCGAGCCCGUUGAAUUACACGCCCAAAUAUUCGGCGGUGAUGAAGAUGACGCGGAUAUUGUUGGCGAGCCAGAUCAAGUAUGAAGACGACGAGGAAAUGGAGCGGUUGGAGGCGCAGGGGUUGGAAGCAGAAGAGGCAAACGAGCAAUGCGUGGGCAUGGACAGGCGGGCGCACGAGAAGGUAAUGCGGUUCAUGGUACGGCCGACCACGCAGGGGCGAUCGUCGCCGAUGGGGUGGAUAUACGACCGCAAGGCGUACGGGAUGGCGAUCCGCAACACGACGGUGGCGGAGGGGUUCGUGUCGUGGAAGGGGGACACCAUCACGUACCGGAAAAUCCAGUUCGGCAUGGGCCAGUUGGUCGACAUGGUGCACGGGAUGGUGGCGGAAGCGCGGGAGGUUAUGGCGGAGUUGUUGAUGAUACCGGAGGGACAGGACCACGAGCAAUUUCCGGCGAUUAAUUGGGCGGGGUUACACGACGACCAGAGCGACGAGGCGUACGGGUAUUCGUUUUUGCGGGACGAGCGUAACGAGUGGCCGGUCGACGGAAAAACGUGGUUAAUGGGCAAGAUAUCGCAGCAAAUCGAGUUGAAGCGGGCGUGGGCAGGUACAGAAGCGUCCCCGUUCAGCGGCGAGCAAGUGCGGCGGUACGAGCGGUCGGUGGAGCGGUUCCGCGAGCAGAUAUUGUUGUUAAUGCACAUUACGGGCGGGCAGCCGGCACGCGGGACGGAGAUUAUCGGGUUGCGGAUGUGGAAUACGGGCGGUGGGGGGACGCGAAACGUUUUCGUGGACAACGGGUUGAUAAGUUUUGUGGUGUUGUACCACAAGAAUAUCCGGACGACGGAAAGGGCCAAGGCAGUCAGCCGGUUCGUGCCGCGGGAGGUGGGAUUAUUAUUAAUGUGGUAUAUGUGGUUGGUGUUACCGUUUUGGCAGCAGGUUCAAGGGGUGGUGGAGGGAGGGGACGAGGCAAGCGCGUUUUUAUGGGCGAACAAGGUGAUGUUUAGCAAGGCAGAAGAGAGCGAGGACGAUUGGGACGAGAACGAGGCGGAGGGCGCGAGAAGCACCAGGGUCAGGGACGCCAUUUAG